Messenger RNA from Lizanozyma spartinae, 876 nucleotides. It is a transcript of the gene KSR1, whose product is annotated as 3-dehydrosphinganine reductase. Gene Ontology annotation, molecular function: 3-dehydrosphinganine reductase activity. The transcript is spliced from 2 exons. Lineage: Eukaryota; Fungi; Ascomycota; Pichiomycetes; Serinales; Debaryomycetaceae. The record is from RefSeq and is a predicted model, not a curated record. Gene Ontology annotation, cellular component: endoplasmic reticulum membrane. The coding region runs from base 1 to 876 and encodes 291 amino acids. Gene Ontology annotation, biological process: sphingolipid biosynthetic process.
AUGUGGUUCUCCAAAAACAAUCUACCCUUAAGUGGAAAGACUGCAGUGGUAUUAGGAGCCUCUCAAGGUCUAGGUGCUGAAUUCGGUCGUAGACUAUACCUUGAAGGGUGUUCAGUGAUUCUAGUUGCUAGAACAGAAUCUAAACUUAAGAAACAUAAAGAUGCCAUUCAAGCAACAGACAAGGUAAUCCCUCCAGAGUGUACCAUUUCAUAUGCUGUUUGUGAUGUAAGUGAUUACGAUAGCGUCUUGGGAUUUUUCCACAAGAUGAUGGCUAUUGAAAAUAUUGACCCUGAUUAUGUGUUUUCAUUUGUUGGUCUGGCUAUCCCUAAACUUUUUAAUGAUUUAACUAAAGAAGAUUUGGUUUCAGGUUAUCAAACCAAUUACGUGGCCAAUGCUAAUGUUGCCCAUGUAUUUGUUAAUCAGGUGAUGGCUAUCAAUAAACAAACCAGUCGUAAACAGUUUAAGAAACGUGUUCUUUGUAUGUGUUCUUCGGUGGUAUCGUUUUACCCUGUGAUUGGGUAUUCCAGUUAUGCUCCUUCCAAGGCAGCACUUGAUUCUUUGUGUACUAUAUUACGAGCUGAAUUGAAGCCUUAUAACUUCAGAGUGGCCACAAUCUUCCCGGGCAACUUUGAAAGUGAAGGAUACAUUCAAGAAGAAAAGACCAAACCGGAAAUAACAAAGAUUGUGGAAGGUCCAUCAACUCCAAUAACUGUUGAGAAAUGUGCUGACAUUAUUUUGGAUAAGUUGAAUAAAGGAUAUGACACCAUUACCACCGAUACUAUUGGAUGGAUUGUUUCAUGUUUUGGAUUAGGAAUGUAUCCAAGGCAAUGGGGAUUUCUACAAAUAAUCAAACAAAGCAAGAAUAAGAAUGAAUAA